Molecule: messenger RNA, 1182 nt
Organism: Caenorhabditis briggsae
Lineage: Eukaryota; Metazoa; Nematoda; Chromadorea; Rhabditida; Rhabditidae
Gene: Cbr-arx-2
Product: Protein CBR-ARX-2
Exons: 7
Coding region: 1-1182 (393 amino acids)
Biological process (GO): Arp2/3 complex-mediated actin nucleation
Cellular component (GO): Arp2/3 protein complex; actin cortical patch
Molecular function (GO): actin filament binding
Source: RefSeq, a predicted model, not a curated record
AUGGACUCGCAAGGCCGGAAGGUUAUAGUCGUCGACAACGGAACAGGUUUUGUCAAAUGCGGGUAUGCUGGAACCAACUUCCCUGCUCACAUAUUCCCGUCGAUGGUGGGCCGUCCCAUCGUGAGAUCGACGCAAAGAGUUGGAAACAUUGAAAUCAAGGAUUUGAUGGUUGGUGAAGAGUGUUCUCAACUCCGUCAGAUGCUCGACAUCAACUAUCCAAUGGAUAACGGAAUAGUGAGAAAUUGGGAUGAUAUGGGUCACGUGUGGGAUCACACUUUCGGUCCGGAAAAACUAGACAUCGAUCCGAAAGAGUGCAAACUUCUACUCACUGAGCCACCACUCAACCCAAACAGCAAUCGCGAAAAAAUGUUUCAAGUAAUGUUUGAGCAGUAUGGGUUCAACUCGAUUUAUGUGGCUGCUGUGCUCACUCUGUACGCGCAGGGACUUUUGACAGGUGUUGUAGUCGAUUCAGGAGACGGUGUCACCCACAUCUGCCCUGUUUACGAAGGAUUCGCUCUUCAUCAUUUGACAAGACGUCUGGAUAUCGCAGGAAGAGAUAUUACGAAGUACCUGAUCAAGCUUCUCCUUCAAAGGGGAUACAAUUUCAAUCAUUCUGCGGAUUUCGAAACUGUCCGCCAAAUGAAAGAGAAGUUGUGCUAUAUUGCAUAUGAUGUUGAGCAAGAAGAACGGUUGGCUCUUGAGACGACUGUUCUCUCACAACAGUACACGUUGCCUGAUGGUCGUGUGAUUCGUCUUGGUGGGGAGCGAUUCGAAGCUCCCGAGAUUCUCUUCCAACCCCAUUUGAUCAAUGUAGAGAAAGCUGGCCUCUCAGAACUACUUUUUGGAUGUAUUCAAGCCAGUGACAUUGAUACUCGCCUCGACUUCUAUAAACAUAUUGUUUUGUCUGGUGGAACGACCAUGUAUCCUGGUCUGCCAAGUCGGCUCGAGAAAGAGCUGAAACAGCUGUAUUUGGAUCGUGUGUUGCACGGAAACACCGACGCUUUCCAGAAAUUCAAAAUUCGCAUUGAAGCGCCUCCAAGUCGUAAGCACAUGGUUUUCCUUGGAGGAGCUGUAUUGGCUAACUUGAUGAAAGAUCGUGAUCAGGACUUCUGGGUAUCGAAAAAAGAAUACGAAGAGGGUGGCAUCGCGAGAUGUAUGGCCAAACUUGGAAUCAAGGCUUAA